Messenger RNA from Vidua chalybeata, 1008 nucleotides. RefSeq names its product G-protein coupled receptor 55-like. Bases 1 to 1008 code for a protein of 335 amino acids. The transcript has a single exon. Gene Ontology annotation, cellular component: membrane. Gene Ontology annotation, molecular function: G protein-coupled receptor activity. Gene Ontology annotation, biological process: positive regulation of Rho protein signal transduction; phospholipase C-activating G protein-coupled receptor signaling pathway. NCBI's taxonomy places the organism in Eukaryota, Metazoa, Chordata, Aves, Passeriformes, Viduidae. The record is from RefSeq and is a predicted model, not a curated record.
AUGACCAACAGCAGUGAGAAUUGCAGUUUUACAGCCAUCAACAGCUUGGCAUGGAGCGUGCAGCUGGGGCUGUCCAUCCCCACCUUCAUCCUCGGGCUGGUUCUCAACAGCCUGGCCCUGUUUGUGUUCUGCUGCUUUUGGAGAAAGCAGACCAAGACCUCGGUGUACAUGAUCAGCCUGGUGCUGGCAGACAUCCUGCUGCUCCUCUCGCUGCCACCAAAGCUGUACUACUCUGUCACCACGGUGCCUGGGCUGCUGUGCUCCUUCAUACAGGCUCCUUACUUCGUCAACACCUACACCAGCAUCUUCAUCAUUGUCUGCAUCACCGUGGACAGGUACAUCUGCAUAAGGCACCCCUUUGAAGGUCGAGCUAACCAAUCCCCCAGGUGGGCUGUGGUGAUUUGCUGCUUCAUCUGGGCAGCAGCUUGGAUCUGCAGCAUCCCAAUUUAUGUGUUUCAGAAGAAGGAACCUAUUAAAUGCUUUCACAACAUGUCAGACCAGACGUGGAGCGUGCCCUUCAUUGUUUCUGUGGAAAUAUUUGGGUUUCUGAUCCCUCUUGCGAUGAUGGUUUUCUGCUCUGCUCAAACCAUCUGGAUUCUUCUGAAUCACAAAACUCAUGACAAAAAGAACGUAGAAGAGAGCGGCUCAUUGCGAGUAAUCGUCAUCAACCUGGUGGUGUUUCUGGUGUGCUUCACACCCGUGCACCUCGGGAUCCUCCUGCAGUGCCUGGUGAGGCAGCACGUGAUCGUGAGCUGCAGAAUGAAGCAGACCAUCAGCCUCUUCCUCCAGGUGUCCAUGACAUUUGCCAACCUGAACUGCUGCCUCGAUGCCAUCUUCUACUAUUUUGCUGCAAAGGAAUUCUGUAAGAAAACACACCUGAAGAGGGUCAUUGAGCUGUGUCCUGUCUUUAGCCCUUGUGCCAUACGAUGGCACUGCCAGCAGUGGGAGAAUGCCCCCUGCCAGGACACUGACAGUGUUGUGCCUGACGUGGCAGGGACCCUGCCAUAG